Molecule: messenger RNA, 543 nt
Organism: Brassica rapa (field mustard)
Lineage: Eukaryota; Viridiplantae; Streptophyta; Magnoliopsida; Brassicales; Brassicaceae
Cellular component (GO): chloroplast
Source: RefSeq, a predicted model, not a curated record
AUGACUGCAGCACCACCGCCGAACUGCGGCUUCUGGAGUUUUGGAGGACAGAAAUGUGACAAAUCCUCUGUUCCGACAAUCCUUCGAGACAGGGCUAGAGCCAUAACGACUCCAUCAGAUCUGACUGUGUCGGGCAGAUCUUCGGAGAAUCUCACGGCGAUUCUUGCUUGGUUCAACAAUAGCGGCAGUGAAGAUGGUGGUAUUAACAAGUGUGUGAUCGAGAGGUUCGACAAGGAAGCUGCUGAGAUGUACAAGAGGUCCUUCAAGUACGUUUGGGGAUUAGCUGAAGUCGAUUGGAGACAGAAGAGAGAGCUUCUUUUGGAGAAAAAGGUGAAAGGCGUGGACGUGAAGGAAGCUCUUCGGUUACAGAAAGAGAACAACUUUGUGAUUUCUGAUGUUAGACCAGAGGCAGAGUACAAGGAUGGUCAUCCUCCAGGAGCUAUCAAUGUGGAGAUGUACAGACUGAUACGGGAAUGGACGCCAUGGGACAUAGCUCGCCAUCUUGGAUCUGCUUUCUUCGGUAUCUUCUCUGGCACUGAAUAG